GCCCUAUAAACACAAGAGUGUUCCCUCAUCCCCUCCUGAAAGGUUCUGGUGUUGUGGACCUGUCUCUACACUGCAGCUGAGACUUUCUACCAUGAAACUCUUCUGCUUCAUGGCUCUCCUCCUUUUCCUCCUCCAGGCUGUUCCAGGUCUUGGCUUGCCCAAAGACACCUUACGUUGUGUUGGAUACCACGGUUUUUGCUUCCGAUCAAAAUCAUGCCCAGCACCAUUUGCUGCAUUUGGAACGUGCUCUCAGCGUCAGAAAACCUGCUGCAUAGACACGACAUCAGAUUUCCAUACUUGUCAAGAUGAGGGGGGUCAUUGCGUACCUCCAGAAAUCAACUGCCUGGAAGAGCAAGUGGGACUUUGUCCUCACAGAGAAUGGAAGUGCUGCACAGAAGUGUAAUGGAGACCUCAUGGAAUUGUAGAAAACCACAGAAAUGCAUGGCCAAGAAAACAAAUAAGUGCUCUUCCUAGUGACGUAGAGAAGAUGCCUGGUGUUCUCAACAUGCAAAGUGUAUAAUUAACUAGAGGUGACAUGUUUCUUUAUGUAACAAAGACAAUAAAUACUAGAUAAACAGGUA
Neopsephotus bourkii (Bourke's parrot) is the source of this 581-nucleotide messenger RNA. RefSeq names its product gallinacin-11-like. Gene Ontology annotation, biological process: defense response to Gram-negative bacterium; innate immune response in mucosa; defense response to Gram-positive bacterium. NCBI's taxonomy places the organism in Eukaryota, Metazoa, Chordata, Aves, Psittaciformes, Psittacidae. The record is from RefSeq and is a predicted model, not a curated record. The coding region runs from base 92 to 403 and encodes 103 amino acids. Gene Ontology annotation, cellular component: extracellular region. Gene Ontology annotation, molecular function: CCR6 chemokine receptor binding. The transcript has 3 exons.